AUGGUUUUGCCUUCCCCUGACAAACAGCAUGUCUGUUUAACUACCAUAGUCAUCAUGACGAGCAUGGCUGUCAUGGAUGCGUACCUGGUGGAGCAGAACCUGGGUCCACGUAAGAUUGGCGUUUGCAUCAUUGUAUUGGUAGGGGACAUUUGUUUCCUCAUAGUUUUGCGCUAUGUAGCUGUUUGGGUAGGGGCUGAGGUGAGGACUGCAAAACGUGGCUAUGCUAUGAUCCUCUGGUUCCUUUAUAUCUUUGUUCUGGAGAUAAAACUGUACUUUGUUUUUCAAAACUACAAGGCAGAGCGCCAGAGUAUGGAGACUGUCACACGGAAAGCUUUGACUCUGCUACUCUCAGUUUGUGUUCCAGGGCUGUAUUUUGUCCUGGUGGCCCUGGAUAGCAUGGCGCACAUGAGAACUUUUCGGAAAAAAGAAGACAUGCGAGGUAGAUUGUUCUGGGUGGCAUUGGACUUGUUGGACAUACUGGAUAUCCAGGCCAACUUGUGGGAACCACAGCAAACAGGACUGCCCAUCUGGGCUGAGGGACUAAUGUUCUUCUAUUGUUACAUUCUUCUGCUUAUUCUGCCAUGUGUAUCUCUCAGCGAAAUCAGUUUGCAGGUUGAGCACAUGUCUCCACAGAAGAUGAUGCUUUACCCUGUCCUCAGCCUUGUUGGCAUUAAUAUUGUUACUACUCUUAUUCGUGGGGUCAAUAUGGUGCUUUUCCAAGACAGCCGAGUGUCCACCAUCUUUAUUGGUAAGAAUGUAGUGGCCUUAGCCACCAAGGCCUGCACAUUCCUGGAGUAUCAUCGGCAGGCUAAAGAGUUCAUGCCACAAGACCCUGUAACCAUUGCUAUGGAGACACAGCACAACUCAAUGCCACACAAUGAAAAGCUGCCAAAUACUACCACUAGCUUUCCAGAAGAGUCAUCAUCACCACAUGAGAUCACUGACACGUGACCAGAGUUUACAAGAACUCCUAGGACCAAUUCCCAUAGUAAGCAUUUUGGAGUGUUUUUGAAGUUGUACAAACUAUACAAACUAUAUUUAAACUACUGAUCUCAAAACAUGUAUUUGCAGAGCAAAGGUGUGGUGAUAAUACCCAUUAAGCCAACUUAAGACACUAGUACAGAAUAAACACAAAUCUAUGUUGUUUAUUCACUUCACCAUGUUUUUAUUUCAUGGAAAAUUAAAUUGCAUUUUAAUUUCAGCUUGCUCACAUUCAUCUCUUCCCAACCUCAUGCACCAUCAACAUUGUUUCAUGUAUGGCUGUUAAAUUUAUUUAUAAAGCAGGUGUGUGCUGUUGCUCUGUUUCUGCUGCUGCAAACCAAUCUGCCUUUGAUUGGAUUUGUCUGAAGGUUGCUUACACCACUGUACAUACACUUCUUAUUUACCUUUCACUACAGAAUGAAUUCUACGUUAGACUGAUUGUAAGUUUGGUGCUUGAGAAAUAUUAAAUACUGGCUUGUUAGGCAGGUGAAUGAGGUCGUCUUUUCCAAUCCUUUUUGACUAGACAGCUUAAAGUUGGAUGCUGAAGUUCCUCUUUAUAAAGAAUUUUUAUCUCACUAAACUAAAGCAUAACCUCAGCGAAUUAAUGAUUAGUGGCCAUUAAUUUCCAAAGUGAAAUCUCUUUUGGAAUUAUUAGUCGUAUGUAUGUUUUAAUCAGGAUGAAUAAUGUAACCGUAAAGGUGACAGAGUGAUUCUGUUGCCAUGAAGAGAAUAUUUGUAUACUGUAACUGUGUUAAUUAGAGGUGCUAUUUUGCAGCAGUUUCUUACAAUGUGAGAUUUUCCAUAGCUACAAUAUAUUUGUUAUUUAAAGAAUUCCCCAGAUUUCAUGACUUUUGAUUAAUCGCCUUGUAUGCUUCAUUAUAGAGCCUAUAUAGUACUGUACUUUCACAUUUCACAAAAGAAACACCCUUCAAAUGAUCCAUAAGGGUUGCCAAA
Messenger RNA from Tachysurus vachellii, 1935 nucleotides. It is a transcript of the gene tmem121aa, whose product is annotated as transmembrane protein 121Aa. The transcript has a single exon. The record is from RefSeq and is a predicted model, not a curated record. Bases 1 to 951 code for a protein of 316 amino acids. NCBI's taxonomy places the organism in Eukaryota, Metazoa, Chordata, Actinopteri, Siluriformes, Bagridae.